CUUCAACACAACCAUGAAGCUGAUAUUUGCACUACUGACAGCCGGUCUUUUGGCGGCUCAAAAGACGUCUCGUGGAAGGCCUUUCGAUCUGGAUUUUUUCUUAACAGAAUAUGUUCACGUGCAAGGGCUACAUAAUGUACACGUGUUGCAGGAUUAUAGAGAAAACCCUUCAACGCCAAGGGAGAAGUGGUGGUCCGUCGGCAGUUUCAAUUUCCUUAAGAAGCAAAAGGAGGCCUAUGUUGCUCUUAGUUCCGUGGCCGAGAUGUCCACCAUGACCUCUUUGCAUGGCGGAAGACGCGGCAGUUAUAAUGUCGACGCUGUGGUUAUCGUGGCGCCUCUGCUUUCAGAUGAUGAUUAUGCAAUGCUUGGCGAGGUAUUAAACAAUCGACAACUGCGAGUCUACCACUGGCUGCUGCUGUGCGUUGCGCCUUGCUGGCCUCGCCUCAGUGCUGUUCUGUUCCCACUAGACAAUUUAGCUGUCGUCGCAGAGGUCGCCAGCCUGCGUGCGGGCGUGGAUGUCACCCUCUGGGACGUGUAUCAGCCGGCGCCUCACCUGCCGCAGCGAGUUUCAGCGCUCGGGAGGUGGCGCCGUGACCAGCCUCUCCUCACGAUGUCGGCGAGCGAUCCCGAAAGGGCACGGCGAUGAAACCUCGGACAUCCUCAGAGAACCCUGGCACAGGAGAACCAACCUCACCGGGCUCGUGGUUCGGUGUACAACGUUGCCGGGCGCUCCUCAUACCUACCUGCAGGACAACGCCGACGGAAGUGUCAAGAUCACGGGCAUCUACGGCGAUCUCUGGGACGCUCUUCGGGAGCUGUUUAACUUCACCGAAAAGUGUUCCCGGCCGCCCGAUGGAGCGUGGGGCGCCCUUCACAACGGCUCGUGGGCGGGCAUGGUCGGGCAGCUGGUCAAAGACGAAGCGGACAUAGCAGUGGCGCCCUUGGACAAGACUUACGUGCGGGCUCUCGUGGUCGACUACCCGUUCCCUCUCUCGCUUGAGGGGUACGUUCUCGUGAUCAAGCGACCCACAGGAUCGAACAGCAUGUGGAACAGCUACCUGAGGGAGUUCACGGCGGAGUCCUGGCUGAUAGGCUGCGUAGUCCUGGUGGUGUUGGCUAUGACCUUGACCCUGGUGAUGAGGUUCUCGCCUGGGGAUGACCCUGUGGCCGUCGGCGAUGCGGUCAUGGUCAUUGUCGCUGCCCUCUGCCAGACGGGCACCACCAUAAACUUCAGCAGCUACUCGAGUCGCAUACUGGUCAUUGCGCUUUUCCUCACAUGUGUACUAGUAUACACAUUUUAUACGUCGUUCCUGAUCUCGGCUCUGACCGUGAACAAGAUCAUGCUGCCCUUCAGAAGCCUCCAGGAGAUGUAUGCUAAGCAGUCCUAUACCUUUGGCUUCAACGGCGGUGGAUCAUUGGAAGAUUAUUUUAAGAGCUCGACUUUUCCACUCUACGGCAAGAUCUGGCACGAGAUGGUUGUCCCGAAUCCUACGAGCCUACAAGCAGCUCAGACCGGCUUGGACCAGGUGCUGAGCAGGCGCCACACCUUCAUGAUUAACGAAAUAUAUUUCCUGAGCAAGUUCUUCCACUGUGGCUUCUAUAUUCUCCCGGGAGAGUACUUCCGCGCCCCGAAGACUUGGCCGAUCCAGAAGGACUCUCCGCUCUUUCCCAUUUUUAAUUACCACAUGAUCACGCUGGCGGAGUCGGGUCUGAUUGUCAAGUCGUCCCGGAAGUGGAUGCCUCGAGAGGCGUCGUGCGAGAGCAACAGCGUCGACGCCAUCGGCCUCGCCACCGUCAUGACAGCCUUCCUGCUCCUGGGCUCGGCCACGGCCCUGGCCUCGGUCAUCGUGCUGCUUGAACGCCUUUCUUAUAAAAGGAACGUCCAGUCCCUUAAAAUAAGAAUGUAG
Molecule: messenger RNA, 1907 nt
Organism: Penaeus monodon (black tiger shrimp)
Lineage: Eukaryota; Metazoa; Arthropoda; Malacostraca; Decapoda; Penaeidae
Product: glutamate receptor-like
Exons: 10
Coding region: 516-1907 (463 amino acids)
Cellular component (GO): membrane
Molecular function (GO): glutamate-gated receptor activity
Source: RefSeq, a predicted model, not a curated record